AGAAGGAGAAUGACGGAAGAAAACGCAACGCCACUGCAACCGCCGCAAACGCAAGAGGAUGCGGAUGAGGAGAAGAAGGACAUGUAUGCGGUUUGGGCGGUACCGGAAGACGACGUGGAGGAACGGCUUCAAAGGUUAAUGGAAGGGCUAAGGUCUGAGUUCGGUGGUCCACCGUUUGAUCCUCACUUAACACUCGUCGGGCCGCAAAAACUUACGGCCAGCGAGGCUAAACAAAUGUUCAAGUCGGCGUGUGAAGGUUUUAAGGCGUAUCCGGCCACCGUUGACCAAGUCUCCGCCGGUACUUCUUACUUUCAGUGUGUCUACGUGGCUCUCCGACACACCGUAGAGGUUAUGAAUGCUGCGGGACAUUUUAUGGCUCACUUCAAACCCUUCACCGGGAAAUUGUACGUGCCACAUAUGAGCAUACUCUAUGGCGAUCUAACAGAGGAAGAGAAGAAGAAAGCGUUAGAGAAAGCUUACACGCUUGAUUCGAGUCUCGACGGAUUGAAUUUUCGGAUAAAUCGAGUUGCAUUAUGGAUAACCGAUGCAGAUGUUGGAUCUUGGGUGAAAAUUGACGAACAUAAUUUAAUUACUUAA
Molecule: messenger RNA, 597 nt
Organism: Eutrema salsugineum
Lineage: Eukaryota; Viridiplantae; Streptophyta; Magnoliopsida; Brassicales; Brassicaceae
Product: cyclic phosphodiesterase
Exons: 3
Coding region: 10-597 (195 amino acids)
Biological process (GO): cyclic nucleotide metabolic process
Molecular function (GO): 2',3'-cyclic-nucleotide 3'-phosphodiesterase activity
Source: RefSeq, a predicted model, not a curated record